Messenger RNA from Pleuronectes platessa (European plaice), 5675 nucleotides. Its product is annotated as bone morphogenetic protein receptor type-2. Bases 769 to 3972 code for a protein of 1067 amino acids. The record is from RefSeq and is a predicted model, not a curated record. Gene Ontology annotation, biological process: BMP signaling pathway; protein phosphorylation; cellular response to growth factor stimulus. The transcript is spliced from 13 exons. Gene Ontology annotation, molecular function: transforming growth factor beta receptor activity; ATP binding. Gene Ontology annotation, cellular component: signaling receptor complex; plasma membrane. Lineage: Eukaryota; Metazoa; Chordata; Actinopteri; Pleuronectiformes; Pleuronectidae.
CGAGGCGUUCCCCGCCGCCCUGUCUGUCUGUCUGUCUGCCUGCCCCGCGGAGCUACGAGACCCAGCCGAGGACCCGUCGCCUCCUCCCCGGACUAACGCGCUCCAUCCUCGGGGAACCAGCACCGCACCUCACCGUAGGCGCGGUUCUCCUGUGAACCAUUUCUCCUCCGGAUCGUGAAAUGUGAUGGGACGAGACAAACUCACAGGCUAGCUAUCCGGCUAACGCCGUUAGCUUCGGUAGCGGUCCUGCCCGAGCUAAUUGGCUCAGAUUUAAAUGGUGACUUCCUGUCUUUUCUGUGGAGGCAUCGGAUGUUUUUCAUGAAAGUGUGCAGCUGAGAAUGUUCCGUGUUUAGAUAGAUCCGCGGCGCGUCGGGUAUUUCUGGGAUAUUCCGCCUCUUUGCCCAAGUUUCCCGGCUCCAGACGCUCGCCCCCGGGGGCUGCUAGCAUGUUAGCACGCAGACAUGGACGUUGCUCGCUGGCUCGCUGUAAAAGGCAGAUCCGAGAAACAAGUUAGCCGCUCGGUCAAUCUCCUCCGCCGGCUGCAGCGGGUAGCACGGCUGAGUUCACUUUAGUUCGGGUUAGUUAGUGCUAGUUAAACAAACCCGCUUGACCCGACGACAACAGCAACGCAGCGGCGCCGUUUCCCCCUUUUCACGCAUCACUUCUCGAUGCGCUGUUCCACGCGUGAAGGAGCAGAUCACCGUACCGAGCUGAAAGCAAAGUGCUGACCGGAGGACAAGCGAGGAAACCCGGACUCUGUGCAGCCCGAUGUCCGCUGUCAUGGCUGCGGGCCGGAUCAACAUGAAAUCACUCGCCAAAUUCGGCUUCUGCCUGACGAUCCUCCUGACCUCCGUGGCUGCGGCGCAGGGCGAGGAGAGGGAGUGUGCCUUCACGGACCAGCAGCAGCCGUUGGGGGUAGAUCGAGUGGCGGGGGGCGAAGGUCGGGUCUCCCCCGAGAACACAACCAUCCGAUGUGCCAAGGGCGGCCACUGCUUUGGCUUGUGGGAGAAAAGUCCUCCAGGCGAAGUGCGGCUGGUCAAACAAGGAUGCUGGACCCACCUCGGGGACGACCAGGCCUGCCGCGAUGACCGCUGCGUGGUGACCAACCUCCCCCCGCAGAUCCAGAAUGGGACAUACCACUUCUGCUGCUGCGGGAGCGACAUGUGCAACGUCAAUUUCACCGAGGACUUCCCGAUGCCCAGCCCCACCACUGCACAGCCCCUCUACCCCCACACACUGCGCUACGAAGAGACGGUAAUUAUCGCCCUGGCAACAGUCUCCGUGAUGGCUGUGGUUGCUGUAGCAGCCUUCUUUGGUUACCGCAUGAUGCACGGAGGUGGGAAGCAAGGUCUGCACAACCUGAAUAUGAUGGAGGCUGCUGGCUCCGAGAGUUCUCUGGACCUAGACAAUCUCAAGCUGCUGGAGCUGAUUGGCCGUGGCAGGUACGGGACAGUGUACUGUGGCGCGCUGGACGAACGGCCGGUCGCGGUGAAGGUGUUCACCGCGGCCAACCGUCAGAACUUCCUGAACGAAUGCUCCAUCUAUCGGCUGCCGCUGCUGGAGCACGACAACAUCGCUCGGUUCGUGGCCGCAGACGAGCGCACCGGCCUAGAAGGACGCACCGAAUACCUGCUGGUCAUGGACUACUACCCACAUGGCUCACUGAAUCGCUACCUGAGCACCCAGACCAGCGACUGGAUCAGCAGCUGCCGGCUCGCUCACUCCGUGACCCGUGGCCUAGCGUACCUGCACACGGAGCUCUUCAAAGGAGACUUGUACAAGCCAGCGGUGUCCCACAGGGACCUGAACAGCCGGAAUAUUCUGGUGAAAAUGGACGGCACAUGCGUCAUCAUCGAUUUCGGCCUGUCCAUGAAGCUGACUGGAAACAGGCCGGCGCGUCACGGAGAGGAGGAAAACACUGCUAUAAGUGAAGUCGGGACAAUCCGCUACAUGGCUCCCGAGGUGCUGGAGGGAGCGGUGAACCUGAGGGACUGUGAGUCGGCGCUGAAGCAGGUGGACAUGUACGCCCUGGGCCUGGUCUACUGGGAGACCUUCAUGAGAUGCACUGACCUUUUCCCCGGAGAGUCUGUGCCAGAGUACCAGAUGGCUUUUCAGGCAGAGGCAGGGAACCACCCAACGUUUGAGGACAUGCAGGUCCUGGUAUCCAGGGAGAAACAACGGCCCAAAUUCCCAGAGGCCUGGAAAGAAAACAGUUUGGUAAAUGCCGUCCGCUCCCUGAAAGAGACGAUGGAGGACUGUUGGGACCAGGAUGCCGAGGCCCGCCUCACCGCGCAGUGUGCCGAGGAACGACUGGCAGAGCUGCUCCUCAUAUGGGACCGCUCCAAGUCCGUGAGCCCCACACUCAACCCCAUGUCCACCACUCUACACAAUGAGAGAAAUCGUAUGACGCCAAAGUCCGGCCCGUACACAGACCACCCAUCCACCUACAUCGAAGAGAACGAGGGUGUGGCCAAGAACACACAGACCGACACCACUGGCUCUUUGAGUGGCCGAGCUGUGGCCGGGACCGGGGAGAGAAACAGGAACUCCAUCAAUCAGGAGCGCCAGCAGCAAGCCAACGCCCGUCUGCCCAGCCCAGAGGGCAGCAGCACCAGCAUGGGACUGAGAGGAAGCCCCUCGGCCUCCACCACCACCACCACCACAAUCUCUGAGACCGAGGGACCGGCAGGGGUCCCUUCAGUCCCUGUCUGCCUCCACCUGACACAGGAAGACCUGGAAACCACCAAGCUCGACCCGAAAGAGGUGGAUAAGAACCUGAAGGAGAGCUCGGACGAGAAUCUGAUGGAGCACUCGCAGAAGCAGUUCUGCUCACCGGACCCACUGAGCCCCGGGAGCUCCAGCCUUCUUUAUCCUCUCAUCAAGAUGGCGACUGAGGCCUCGGGCACGUCAGACACUGCUGCCCCCAUGCCCACCACCAUCUUCCCCCUGCCUAAACAGCAGAACCUGCCCAAGAGGCCGUCCAGCCUGCCCCUGCGCACCAAGCCCACGAAGAAGGAGUCGUCGUCAUCUUCACUCAGGUUCAAGUUUGGACGCUCCGGGAAGUCCAACCUGCGGCAGGUGGAGGGAGCAAAGAUGAACAUUGGUGCAGUAACAGGCACAAACACAGCUGUGGAGGCUCAUCGGGGCCCAGGCACAAACAACAUACCCGCUCUACGAGACACGCAUGUCAACGGUAGCGUUAACGGCGCGGCCAAUGGUCACGCCAGCUCGUCCAUGGCUGCAGGCGGAGCGACCGGUUUUGGAGGAUCCGGUGUAACUCAGAACGGCUCCGGAGCCCUGAGGUCGGACGACAGCCGCCUGAGCCUCGGGGUCAUCACAGCCAGCCCCGACGAACACGAGCCACUUCUGAGCCGAGAGCGAGAGCAGCCAGACCUGAGAGACGCGUCCUCGAGCGUCGCCGCCCUCCGCUCUGCGCGGCCCAACACCAACAACAACAACAGCAACACCGGCCAGGGCCAGGGGGAAGGGGAGAGUGGAGGAGAGAGUGAUGGAGGGGAGGAGGGCGGGAGCGGAGAAGGAGGAAGCAGGGAAACCACCGGGCCCCAAGGAGAAAGCUUGGGCUCUGGGUCUGUUGCUGUGGAGGAAGCACCUGUCAUCAUGAGAGGGGAGGCCCUGCUCAGGCAGCCCAGAGCCCGCAGGCCUGAGAGACCCAACUCCCUGGACCUGUCCUUCACAACUCAGGACCUGGCCUCACUAGAAGCAGGCUUGUUACAGCCAGACGGAGCCUUGGGCACAGGCGAUAAGAUUAAGAAGCGCGUCAAAACACCUUAUUCUCUGAAGAAGUGGCGGCCCACCACGUGGGUCAUCUCCACAGACACCCGGGGGCCGGAGGUCAACAACAACGGCUCCGCCCACGGUCAAGGCCACAGUCAGAACCGGCCCAAGUCCAGCUCGGCUAUCUACCUGCGGGGGGGGAGCUUGGCCAGCGAGCCCAGUGACACGCAUGUGUGAACUCGGACCCUCUGACAAUACUGAAAGAAAAAAAAAAAGAACAAACAGAGCGGUUUGGUUUCUCUCUGUCGAGCCGCGGGCUCUGAAUCAGCAAGAGGAAGCUAUGGAGUGUGAAGAGUGGAGUCUGAUCGUGUACAGUAAUUAGGUUUGUCUCGCUCCUGUGUGUCUUUCUAAUGAUGGCAUUGCUUUAAAUGGUUCCAGCUAUGCAGCGUUCUCAUCCGCUUCUGUUCCUGCGUUUUGAUUAAUCUCCAUCUUUGUCGGUUUGUUCCAUGUUUCGUCCUCAUGAGCAUAGCAAUGUUUUGAACAGAUUUUCUUUCCCUCUUUCUCUCUAUGUGCACUUUGAACCGAUUCAAAUCAGUGUUUAGAAAUCCUGUCUGUUGCGACCACACCAAGAAGUGGUCUUUAAACUUAAAAAAGGCGAUGACAAACAAUCAACCCGUUGAGCGCUCUCUCUCUCUCUCUCUCUCUUGAAGUUUGCUGUAACGAGAGUGGGCUCAGUAAAUGAGUGAUGGUCUUAAAAGACAGAACACACUACUUUAACUUUUUUUAAUUUUAAUUUCCUUGAUAUGUAUGCAAUACAAAUUUUUGUCCUUUUUGACUGUCUCCAUUUGUUUUGUAUCAUAAUUUUUACUCGUGCAAUAGGAUGUAGCUUUUAGAUGCUUUCAAUGUUUUAUUGCUUCCAUUACUUUGGUUUUAUCCCGUGGUUAUUUUAAUAUGUUUAAUCUCUGUUGCACUUAUGAAUAGUCACAAUCGUUUAUUUGCAAACAAUCCACCAGACACUAUCACCCCCCCCCUCACUCGAGAGGAGAAAAUGGACGACAAUCCUCCUCUUUCUCCGGACUCUCCUUAGGGGGGAAAACACUAACAAGCGAUCCCAGCAGAGUGGAAAGUGGUUUUUUUUCUUUCUUUUCUCGUGGAACUUCUCUGCUUGCACAAUUUCACCAGGAAUAGCUCGAACUCCGGGGUCUUUUUGAAACACUACAAUCAUUCAAAUCAAAUUCACUGAGGGAUCUGUUACAGUGGCUGAGUCGGUCGCUGCACCACUAUCACCUGACCUCACUGUGUGACUGCUGUGUGUGACACAAAAGACCAGGAACACUAGAAGGCCCAGAUUCUGCUCUUUGGACUCUGUUGGAAAUCAGAAACUAGUCUAUAUAUAUAUAGACUAGUUUAUGUAUAUAUAGACUAGUUUCUGAUUUCCAACAGAGUUCAAAGAUAUAUAUAUAUAUAUAUAUAUAUAAAAAGAAGAAAAAUAAACCAAACCCCUUCCGAAGCAUGCUGGAUAUUAUUUCUGCUUCUCGUCGUCUUCAUCCUGUUCAUGUUCGAAUGACUGAUUUCAGUGAGUGCGUGUGAAUGUGCACGUGUUGUGUUUCCCUCCCAUCAGCAGGCGUUCGAACCGUCGGGGCCGCUCGCGCUGUACAGACUGAAAACUGAAACGUUCUCGUUCCCUCUGUGUUUUCAGCAGCUGCUUCAGGGCAUAUUGAAAAGAUCUCAUUUAUGUUUUUGUAACCUGUAAUUUGUAUGAAAAAAACAAUCAUAUACGUGUAUUACAUUGAUAUUUGCAUCAUUUUUAUGGAAUGAUGUAGUGCAUUCAAUGGACAUGGCCUUUGAUUCCAUUGCUAUGCGUAUGCUCGGUACAGUUCCUGUAAACAUUUUCAAGUCAAUAUGGAAGAAAAAAAAUCUCAAUAAAUGUAUGAAAAAAA